Molecule: messenger RNA, 2390 nt
Organism: Lethenteron reissneri (Far Eastern brook lamprey)
Lineage: Eukaryota; Metazoa; Chordata; Hyperoartia; Petromyzontiformes; Petromyzontidae
Gene: SNRNP40
Product: small nuclear ribonucleoprotein U5 subunit 40
Cellular component (GO): catalytic step 2 spliceosome
Molecular function (GO): RNA binding; protein binding
Source: RefSeq, a predicted model, not a curated record
CAAUCGUGACCCGCCUCUCGCACUCGCCGUAGGCCCAAGCCUUUCGCGGUUCUCACGCGGCGCUUUCGUCCCUCGGCGGCGGCGUCGUUCCGAUUUAAACUUCAACGCCGCUCGCAUUCGGCGUCGGGCGUCAGCUCCUCGCCGCGAUCCUCCUAGCGUCGCUGGGGCUCCCGCGUGGGGGGCCACAGAGGUUUGCGAUGAUCGAACAGAAGCGCAAGGCGCAGGACAUGGCGCUCGUGUCGGUGGCGAAGCGCGCGCGGGGAGACGCGGCGAAGGGGCCAGCCCCGGGGCAGGGGCAGCAGCUGCUGGCCGUGGGCCCUCCCAGGUCCUCGAGUCUGCUGGCGCCAAUCAUGCUGCUCACCGGGCACGAGGGCGAGGUCUACUGCUGCAAAUUCCACCCCAAUGGGAACACCCUCGCCUCUGCCGGCUUCGACAGGACCAUUCUCAUGUGGAACGUGUAUGGAGACUGUGACAACUACGCCCACCUUAAGGGACACACUGGAGCGAUCCUGGAUAUACACUACAGCACGGACGGCAGCACCAUCUUCACGUCGUCGACGGACAAGACGGUCGGGCUGUGGGACAGCGAGACGGGCGAGCGCAUCAAGAGGCUCAAGGGCCACACUUCGUUUGUGAACGCGUGCUUCCCGGCGCGCCGUGGGCCCCAGAUGGUCUGCACAGCCAGCGACGACGGCACAGUAAAGCUGUGGGAUACACGGAAGAAGGGGUCAGUUCACUCGUUCCAGAACACGUACCAGUGCCUCUCUGUCACGUUCAACGACACCAGCGACCAAAUCCUCUCCGGCGGCAUUGACAAUGUCAUCAAGGUGUGGGACCUGCGUCAAAACAAGCUGAUCUACACGAUGAAGGGGCACAACGACUCCGUGACUGGACUGAGCUUGAGCCCUGACGGCUCCUACCUCCUCUCCAAUGCCAUGGACAACUCGGUGAGGAUUUGGGACAUACGACCCUUUGCCCCCAUGGAGCGGUGCGUGAAGAUUUUUCAAGGCAACGUGCACAACUUUGAGAAGAACCUGCUGAAGUGUUCUUGGUCCCACGAUGGCAGUAAAGUGUCUGCGGGUUCUGCAGACAGGUUCGUGUACAUUUGGGACACGACGUCACGCCGCAUCCUCUACAAGCUGCCCGGACACGCCGGUUCUGUCAACGACGUCGCUUUCCACCCCGAGGAGCCCAUCGUUCUGUCGUGCGCCAAUGACAAGCGUCUCUACCUUGGAGAAAUCCAGUGACGGCUGUGGCUGGGCAAGAACCCCUUCCCCAAAGAUUCCUUGCAGGAUGAGUUGAACUCCCGUUUGAUAGAUAAAACGACCUUUCCAGGUGUGCUGGUGUUUCACUCAGGUGUGGCGAGAAUGCCCGCGUACACCGGUAAACAUCCUCCCUUGCAUUGAGCAGGCUACUCAUGUUCUACAAUUGCACACAUUUCUAGCCGCGUGACAGAGGGCUCAAUCCUGAGUGUCAGUUUCUUGUCAACAACUUGAGCGACGUUCCCCCUUGGUUUUACUUUGGCAUCCAUUACAAACCAACAACUGAGGUUGCCAUAAGAUGGCGAUUCUCCGAUCUGUUGUACGACAUUUGUGGGAAUCUCAUACCGCGAAUAUCGUCCCUUCGUGAAAUUUAAUAUCGUUUUGCGUCGGGAAAAAUUACAUCGCGGCAACCCGAUCAAGAACUAAGGAAAACUCACUUUAGUUUUAUUUGUUUUGCGAUGUGGUGCUGUAUACAACGUUGAAUUCCAGUGAGUGGCGCGGGAUUUGUAAGAUUGUAAACCUAUUUUUUAAAUAAACAAUGUCCUUUUAUACCAAAUGUUGUGCACGUGAACAACACACAUCGAAGGCAGAGGGAGUAUCGUCGCGGCCGCAUUCCGUGGGGAACCGGAAACUGAGCGGCGCUCGUGUUUCCGUUGCCCGCUUUGUCGUUGCAUCGGCGCACGCAGUUAACUCUCGAUUAUCCACGGGUGGACUCUCCGGGUCGCGGAUUGACUGCGCUCGGGUAAAAAACAAAGUCUCGUCAAACGCGAGCAGCGACGCGCUUCACUCGUCGCGGCUCCGAGUGCGGCCACCUCCUCACCGUCGACUCGUCGGCGAAUGCAAGCGAUUGCUUUCAGAUUCGAUCAAUUCAGUCGGCGUUUUUAACGUCCCGUUUCACGCACGUAAACAGCACCUUCUUACAGCCUAAAUUUCGUGAUUUACGUUCGUGUUUAAGUUUUUUAACUGGCCCACUCCUCUUCCCCACCCCCACACCUCACCCCAGUGUUGUGGAUAAUUGAGAGUUGCCUGCAUUGUGCAUGCGAGUGUGCCUUGCCAACGGUGAGCCGGCGACUUGGCCACAAAGACUUGACGUGUUGGUGUAGAAAUAAACGCUUCUCUCCGUCUCAG